GUGUAUGAAUUGGGAAUUAGCUUUCCUUUGUUGGUGUGAGUAUUGAUGGUUAUUUUGUGUUUUGUAUUUAUAUGUUUCUUUUCUAAAUCAUAUUUUUUGUUCAUAUGUUUUUUAUUAUGAUUGGGUUUUAUGGCAAGGGAAGACAGCAAGAGCUAGAUCAGAAUACGACUACUAGAGAACAAGCUAGCCAUCAUUGGAUCUAUAGUUUUUGGAAGGAGUUUAUCAGAGCUUCAAACCACAUUCAUCCAAUCUGAAAAUCCGAUCCCAUUUUUCAGGUAAUUAAGAAUAAUUUGAAAAGAAAAAAUAAUACAUGGGCAUACCAACAUCUAGCAUGUAGGUCUGCACUCAUGACUAAUUUAAAAAAUUUCUCUUUAGCUCGUUUCAAUAUUUAUUAUUAGUUGGUUGUGUAAUAUAGACUAAAGAGAGGCUAGGGAGCAAUGGAGAUUCAACAUUUCAGCCACAAUCAUCCAUUAACGGACGGCAUCUACGAAUGGUCUUAUGAUCGCUGUCAAAUAUGUGAUGAAAAUUUUGAAUGGUCUUAUGAUCAUUAUGGAUGCGAUGACUGCCAUUUCUACAUACAUAAAUCAUGUGCUAAAUAUUCUCGUGAGUUGCAGCACCCCUCACAUCCCCAUCAUCUUCUCCCCAAACUAAGUCAUAUGGAACCAUGCGCUAAUUGCAGCUCUGAUGUGAUGAAGUUUAAAUAUAGUUGUUCUCAUUGUGAUAAAUUUUAUCUUUGUCCUAAAUGUGCAUUUCUACCACCCACCAAAAAAACUGAAAAUCACGACCAUCCAUUGACCCUUAUACAAACAUUGUCGUCAUUCACGUGUGAUCAUUGUUUGAAAGAAGGCAAUGGCAUGCCUUACUUUUGUCCCACCUAUUUGUUUAUGGUCCAUCCAGAAUGUACAUCUUUACAAUUGACUAUACAACCAUCUACCAUUCAAGCUGCAAUUCACGACCAUCCAUUGAGCCUUAUGCCAGCACUUAUGAUCUCCCUUACUUGCAAUGCUUGUGAGAAUAAAACUAAGGGUAGGUUUUACUUUUGUGCCACUUGUUCAUUUGUGGCCCACCUAGAUUGUGCCCUUUUACCAUCAAUUGUCAAAGUCAUAAGGCACAAGCAUCCUCUCAGACUCAUCUACUCUCUUCCAGCCGACCAAUCCAAACGUAGAGUGUGCCAACUGUGUGCUAAGCCAGUGGAUAUGAACUCUUGGGUUUAUUGUUGCUCAAGUCAAGAUUUUGUUACUCACCUUUAUUGUGCUACAAGCAAGGAAGAAAGAGACGAAACGUUUGUGCCGAACUCUAAAGAGGAUCAUCGUAAUAAAUCUAUUGACUUAUCGCCAUACAUUAUCAAAAAGACCAAACAAGGAGGAGACAGAACUGAAAUACCUAUAGAAAUCCAGCAUUUCAGUCACGAGCAUUACUUAAAACUCACCGAUGAGCUUGGGAUUGACGAAAAGUGCGAUAGGCGCAUGCAGUCUAUCUUGCCUCCAUUUUAUGCAUGUGCUCAAUGUAGAUUCUUUCUUCACAAAUCUUGUGUUGAAUUACUAAGAGAAUUGAGAAACUCACUUCAUCAACACCCCCUCAAACUCCUCUUGAGAGAAAAAAAGCCUUUUCGGUGUGAUGCUUGUGCACUUCCAUGUAAUGGCUUCGAUUAUCGUUGUGACGAAUGCGACUUUGACCUUGAUGUUCAAUGCAGUUUAAUGACUGAUGAUAUCCUUACACAUCCUAGUCAUGAACAACACCUACUAAUUCUUGCUCGCUCAUCAGAAGAAAAAAUGUGUAAUUCUUGUAGAUCAAAAAGUAAACACAAUUUUCAUUGUGUUGAUUGUGAAUUCACUUUGGACUUCAAGUGUUUUAAACAACCGCAUACGUUUAACUACGAGGAACAUGAUCAUCCAUUCACACUUUGUUAUACUCCAGAAGAUGCAUCUGAUGAAUAUUACUGUGAUAUUUGUGAAGAAAAGCGAGAUCCAAAGUGUUGGUUCUAUUAUUGUGCCGAUUGUAGUUAUCCUGCUCAUCCUGAAUGCAUUCUCGGGCAAUAUCAAAAUCUCAAGUUUGGAAAAACUUUCAAAUAUGAUAUUUAUCAGCACUCUUUUGCUUUGGUUCAAAAGACUUCUCGAUUCUUGAAAUGUGAUAAUAUUGCUAAUUGUAUAGAUUUAACUUAUGAAUGUGAUGAGUGUAAUUUCAUUGUUCACCAAUGGUGCUUAUAA
This is a messenger RNA of Carya illinoinensis, 2207 nucleotides long. RefSeq lists its product as uncharacterized. The record is from RefSeq and is a predicted model, not a curated record. Lineage: Eukaryota; Viridiplantae; Streptophyta; Magnoliopsida; Fagales; Juglandaceae. The coding region runs from base 438 to 2207 and encodes 589 amino acids. The transcript has a single exon.